GUAUGAAAGAGAAUUAAAAAGAAAUGCAAAAAGAAAUGUAAAAGAAAUAGUUAGAGAUGAUGUUAAAAUAAAGAUAAACUUAAUUGGCUAUGUAAUUUGCUUCAGGCAAAGAAUUUUUUAAUUGGUUUGCUUCAUUUUAUGCUCUAAUAUUUCCAUUAUGUAUCUUAGGGGCAUUAAAAAAGAAGGUAAAGAAGAUCAUAAUUUUAGUUAGAGUCCAUUCCCCAUUAUUCCAUUGAUUCCUUUAGGUUUUGUAUGUGGUUAUUAGUAUGAUAUGUAUUAUGGGUAAAUAAUAAAAAUAUUGAAGUGAUAAAAUGAAGAGAAUAAGAUUGGAAGCAGAAAGAUUAAUAGAUAGUGAGCCUUAAUUAUUCUACUUUCCUAAGAAUGCCCAUAUUGUAUCAUAAGAAGAAUAUGAAGAAAUUUUGGGAAUAAAUAAAAACAAAAAAUGA
Paramecium pentaurelia is the source of this 446-nucleotide messenger RNA. The record is from the annotation of a GenBank genome assembly. NCBI's taxonomy places the organism in Eukaryota, Ciliophora, Oligohymenophorea, Peniculida, Parameciidae.